This is a messenger RNA of Galeopterus variegatus (Sunda flying lemur), 657 nucleotides long. It is a transcript of the gene GOLGA7B, whose product is annotated as golgin A7 family, member B. NCBI's taxonomy places the organism in Eukaryota, Metazoa, Chordata, Mammalia, Dermoptera, Cynocephalidae. The transcript has 4 exons. Gene Ontology annotation, cellular component: palmitoyltransferase complex. The coding region runs from base 46 to 576 and encodes 176 amino acids. Gene Ontology annotation, biological process: protein targeting to membrane; peptidyl-L-cysteine S-palmitoylation. The record is from RefSeq and is a predicted model, not a curated record.
ACCUGCACUCCAGGAAACCCCUUGGUUUCAAAUAAACUGAGAUGGAUGCCACCCUCACCAUGUGCCUCCUGUAUGUCUCCUCAGGUCCACAAUCUGCAGGAGCUCCGGCGAAGUGCCUCGCUGGCCACCAAGGUCUUUAUCCAGAGAGACUACAGCGAUGGGACUAUCUGUCAGUUCCAGACCAAAUUCCCCCCAGAGCUGGACAGCCGGAUUGAGCGGCAGCUCUUUGAGGAGACUGUGAAGACCCUCAAUGGCUUUUACGCAGAGGCUGAGAAGAUCGGGGGCAGCUCCUACCUCGAGGGCUGCCUGGCCUGUGCCACGGCCUAUUUCAUCUUCCUCUGCAUGGAGACCCACUAUGAGAAGGUUCUCAAGAAGAUUUCCCGCUACAUCCAGGAGCAGAACGAGAAGAUCUUUGCACCUCGAGGCCUCCUGCUCACAGACCCUGUGGAGCGUGGAAUGAGGGUUAUCGAGAUCUCCAUCUACGAGGACAGGUGCAGCAGCGGCAGCUCCAGCAGUGGUAGCAGCAGUGGCAGCGGCAGCAGCAGUGGUGGGGGUGGUGGGGCGGGGGCCCGGUGACUGGCCGAGAGUCCCUGCAGGGAGGUGUAUGGCCGGAGUGAGGGCCUCGCAGACCUGCGGCGGCUGCGCUACCAGAGCACC